Sinocyclocheilus rhinocerous is the source of this 1321-nucleotide messenger RNA. Its product is annotated as BAG family molecular chaperone regulator 1-like. Gene Ontology annotation, biological process: protein stabilization. The transcript has 7 exons. Gene Ontology annotation, cellular component: nucleus; cytoplasm; membrane. The coding region runs from base 97 to 717 and encodes 206 amino acids. Gene Ontology annotation, molecular function: protein-folding chaperone binding; adenyl-nucleotide exchange factor activity. The record is from RefSeq and is a predicted model, not a curated record. NCBI's taxonomy places the organism in Eukaryota, Metazoa, Chordata, Actinopteri, Cypriniformes, Cyprinidae.
UACACACACACACACACACGUCACUUCCGGUUCCAUGUGCAUAGGACGCAUACACAGAAGUUGUGAAGCGUUAGCUAAUAGUGUGCUGAAUCUGAUAUGGCGGAGAACACAAUGGCAGUGACAGUUGCUUAUGGCACAACCAAACACAACAUCACUUUAACAGCACAGGAUGGACAUGAACCACUGUUAAAGGAUUUGUGUGAAGCGCUGACAGAAGCCACAGGAGUACCAGUACCAUCCCAGAAAGUCAUAUUUAAAGGGAAAUCACUGAAGGAGAUGGAGGAGCCUCUGUCCAGCUUUGGAAUAAAGCAGGGUUGUAAACUGAUGAUGAUUGGAAAGAGGAACAGCCCGGAGGAGGAAGCUGAACUUAAAAAGCUCAAAGACAUUGAAAAGUCAGUGGAACAAACCGCCAAGAAGCUUGAGAAGGUGGAUGGUGAACUCACAGGACUGAAGAAUGGUUUUCUUGCAAAAGAAUUGCAAGCCGAGGCUCUUAACAAACUGGACCACAGGGUGAAAGUUGCCUCUGAGCAGUUCAUGAAAAUCCUAGAGGAAAUAGAUGGAAUGAGCUUGCCAGAGAGUUUUAGUGAUUGCAGGAUGAAGAAAAAAGGACUUGCGAAAACUGUUCAGGGGUUCUUGGCUCAGUGUGACAAAAUUGAAGCUGGAAUAUCAGAUCACUUGGCUAAGAUUCAGACAAAAAACUUAGCCUUAGCAGAAUGAUCAUGAAGUAAGACUCCUGACAUCAGUAGUUACUGGUGCUGCAAAUGAAGAACCUCACUGAGAGCUUUGGCACUGGAGGUGGUCCUGCAGUUCGCCUACACCCCACAACCUACACAUGCACCUGUCAUGCAGAGAACAACAGGCAGCAUUCGAAACAUUUUGAAAUCGUUUUCUUAUGAGUUUAGAUUUUUCAUGCUAAUUUUUGGAAAUACUUAUGGCUAGGUUGGAGUUUUGACCAUCUGGACCACACUGUUCUCUCUUUAAACUUUAUCUAGCCUGACAGAUGUUGGAUUUAUAGUCUUAUUUCGAUCAAAGAGAAAAAAACGGUGCUGGAAGAAUAUCCUUUUAAAGGAUCUAACAUAAAUAAAUGAUCUAAUUCAAUAAAUCAGUUUUGUGCUGUAAAACUUUUGGAUAAAAAAAAAAGUUCUAUUUAUGAAAAGAGUGAACUUGUGCGAAGCAAAAGAUUUCAGAAUUGAUUGUCCUUGUUUUGUUUUUAUUAUGAUUAAAUCUCAGGGUGCUUCAAACCUCUGGUGGUUUUCCCCAUCUAUUUCGGUCUCAAAUGCUGUUGUGAAGUUAUUGAGAGAAAUUAAACAUUUGAAGACAA